Neofelis nebulosa (Clouded leopard) is the source of this 2391-nucleotide messenger RNA. It is a transcript of the gene GPR19, whose product is annotated as G protein-coupled receptor 19. Gene Ontology annotation, biological process: G protein-coupled receptor signaling pathway. Gene Ontology annotation, molecular function: G protein-coupled receptor activity. Gene Ontology annotation, cellular component: plasma membrane. Lineage: Eukaryota; Metazoa; Chordata; Mammalia; Carnivora; Felidae. The record is from RefSeq and is a predicted model, not a curated record. The transcript has 2 exons. The coding region runs from base 822 to 2069 and encodes 415 amino acids.
CAUGGGGUUCUUACAGCAAAAUGUAUCGGAUGGUCGCUCUAGCCUUGGAUCCCUUCUGAUUAUAGCAGAAAUGUAAUUAUGAUCUGGGCCACCACGUGUCCUUGGAAACUGGUAGAUCUGUGUUGGUACCACCCCUGGGGCAGUGGACUUUAUUCCCAGCUAGGAACUCUAUGCCUUGAGUCCACCCUGCUAGCUGCACUCCUCUAUUACCACUUGUCAGUGGGGAGCAGUAGGGAAGUGAGUGCAGUGGGGAAGUGAGGCAAGGGUUCCAGGCCAACAUUGUUUUUUGUUUUUUAACAACUUUAUUCAUAUACCAAAACAUUCCCUCAUAUUAAGUGUAUAAGACAGUGAUUUUUGUUAUAUUUACAGCAUUGCACAACCAUCACCAUAAUCAAAUUUCAGAACCUUUUCAUCAUUCCCAAAAGAUCUUUUGUGGCCAUCUAGGCCUGCCUUUCACAUGACUCCAGGGGCCACAGCCACAUCCUGGUUCAGCCAUCCUUGUUUUUCUCUCCUACCCUCUAUAGAAGUCCCCUCAGAGAACUCAGCCUCCAGAAAACAAAAGCCAAGGAAACAGUGUUGUCUCAAGUCCGGUAAUACAACUCUCCUGCAAAAUAAGGCAGAACUUAGGGUCUGGGGUCAUUCUCAGAAGGGGACAGAAAAAAAAAAAAAAUCUCAGCAAAGAGCACAGCACAGAUCAAUUCUUGAGUGACUUAUUAUCUUGCCUCCGUACAAUGCGGUGGAGUCUUCCAGUUGCAAUUAUCAAUGGGCAACACUGACUCUGUGGAACAGUGACCUGCAUAACUAAGAGGAAAAAAGUGAAUAUGGUUUUUGCUCACAGAAUGGAUAACAGCAAGUCGCCUUUGGUCAUCCCCACGCUCCUGGUGCCCCUCCAAAACCACAGCUGCACCGAAACAGCCACACCUCUGCCAAGCCGUGACCUGACAGACUUACAUGGGGAGCACGGCUGGAUGAGCAACAGAACGGACCUGCAGUACGGACUGAGACCCGGGGAAGUGGCCACAGCCAGCAUUUUCUUCGGGGCCCUGUGGCUGUUCUCUGUAUUUGGCAACUCCCUGGUUUGUCUGGUCAUCCACCGGAGUAGGAGGACACAGUCCACCACCAACUACUUUGUGGUCUCCAUGGCAUGUGCUGAUCUUCUCAUCAGCGUCGCCAGUACGCCUUUCGUCCUGCUUCAGUUCGCCACGGGGAGGUGGACACUUGGCAGUGUGAUGUGUAAGCUGGUGCGGUAUUUUCAGUAUCUCACCCCGGGCGUCCAGAUCUACGUCCUCCUCUCCAUCUGCAUAGACCGGUUCUACACCAUUGUCUAUCCCCUGAGUUUCAAGGUGUCCAGAGAAAAAGCCAAGAAAAUGAUUGCCGCGUCGUGGGUCUUCAAUGCAGCCUUCGUGACCCCCGUGUUCUUUUUCUAUGGCUCCCACUGGGACAGUCAUUGCAAUUACUUCCUCCCUGCCUCUUGGGAAGGAACUGCCUACACUGUCAUCCAUUUCUUGGUGAGCUUUGUGAUUCCUUCUGUCCUCAUCAUCUUAUUUUACCAGAAGGUCGUGAAGUAUAUCUGGAGAAUAGGCACCGAUGGUCGGACAGUGCGGAGGACGAUGAACAUUGUCCCGAGGACAAAAGUGAAAACUAUCAAGAUGUUCCUCAUUUUAAAUCUAUUGUUCCUGCUCUCCUGGCUACCUUUUCAUGUGGCUCAGCUGUGGCACCCCCCCGAACGGGACUCUAAGAAAAGUUCCCUUGUUUUCACAGCUAUCACAUGGAUAUCUUUUAGUUCUUCAGCCUCUAAACCUACGCUCUAUUCCAUUUAUAAUGCCAAUUUUAGGAGAGGAAUGAAAGAAACUUUUUGCAUGUCCUCAAUGAAGUGUUACCGAAGCAAUGCCUAUACUAUCACAACCAGUUCAAGGAUGGCCAAAAAAAACUAUGUUGGCAUUUCAGAAAUUCCUCCCACGGCCAAAACUAUAACCAAAGACUCAAUCUAUGAUUCAUUUGACAGAGAAGCCAAGGAAAAAAAGCUUGCUUGGCCCAUUAAUUCAAAUCCACCAAAUACUUUUGUCUAAUUUCGCAGAGUUCUGUCAAUUAUUGUUAUGUUGCCAGAGAUUAAAAAGCUUUAACUCUAAAAACAGAAGCUAUUUAUAUGCAUUUUUUUUUUCUGUCAACUUUCUGAGGGAAAUGUUUUAUUUUGUAAAAAUGCAUUUAACUAUUGAUUGGAAUUUCUGUGGUUUUCUUUUGGUUGCCUUUUCUUUUAGGGGAAGCUUUCACCUUGAGCUAUAGUUAAGAGUUCUUUUACUCUAUUAGUUACGUGCAUAAAAGAGAGAAUGCGUUCCUACUUUUUAGUUACCAUUAGGUCCAAAAAGCAUAAACCAUACACACAGCCUUUGA